AUGAAAGCCAUCAAUUGUCUGAUCGUCUUGUUGUUGUUGGUGUUGUCGGCCAUCAUAUCUGUGGUCAUCAGUAAAUCUUCGAAGAAUUUCUGUGAAGAAUACGUCAAAAACGGCCAAAAAAUUGAUUAUGCAUUUCGUUUGUUUGAAGACAACAAAUAUAAGAAUACAGAUUCCGACAAAUACUUCAUCAUAGGUGACAACUGCUGGCAAUUGACAUACAGUGACGGCUCUGAUAAAACCGUUACCAUUGAUUCACUGAACAGUACCGAUAAGUUUGACAGGUUGUCCGGUAAAAAUUACUCCAUGGUCUGGACAACCAUUACACGGUCUUCAAAAUUGAGUAAUACUAUGAAUGUUACCGGUGCUCUGCGCAAAAACAGCAAUUUAAUUGAUUGGCGGCUCUACAAUUUUGCCUAUUUGUAUACAACAACUAUUGAUUUUCAGCCAAACUUUAAGCCCGCACUUGUAUGGUCUCCGAUGCCUAUAACUGAAAAUUAUCCUAUCAUAACAUUUUGGGAUAACAACAACAACAACGAUAUUAAGACACAAACAUUUAAUUUUUCAUUUUAUUUACAACCGACUGACAAUAUCUAUGAGACAACCGAUCAGCAAAAGUUUGUUAUUAAUGGGAAACAGGAGAUUAAGAUCAAUAAAGUAACAAAAUUGAUGGCAAUUGUCAGACAGUAUAGUCAGUAUGAUUAUGCUAAUGGAAAGGAUGAUAAAAUAGGUGGUCAGGGAUCCAUUGUGUUCAUGAAUAUCCCCGACAAUUCUGUCAUCAAAUACUGUUAUGUGGGAAAUCCAUUCAAUGAGACGGCCUGUAAACCAAAUAAUCUAAAGACACUCAUCAAAUGUUCAUCUAAAACAACAAUAACAGCCACACCUACAACUACCGGCACUCAAACUAAUGGCCCAAUUAAUUGGUUUAAAUGGUUGAAAACUACAUUUCUUAUUGUGGUUAAUGAGAAUUAA
Molecule: messenger RNA, 969 nt
Organism: Oppia nitens
Lineage: Eukaryota; Metazoa; Arthropoda; Arachnida; Sarcoptiformes; Oppiidae
Exons: 5
Coding region: 1-969 (322 amino acids)
Source: RefSeq, a predicted model, not a curated record